ACUUCCGGCAACUACAAGUGAAGAAGAAAUUGACCAUUUGGUUGAGGAGUUGUUGUCGUGACCCUCUUGUUUUUGUAAUUGAUAGAAAGUCAAAAAGCCGCCACAACGCAAUAACCGGCCAGGGCUCCAAUUGCAUCUAACCUGCACGGUUUGCGAAAUAUCGUUGGACACACUGGGCUUUGUAACUAGCUAGAUAAUCCCAUAGCCAGCUAGCGUUAGCUACAAUUGCUAGCUCUAGUACACCUUUGGGUCUGUGAGGAUGGCGGAGGAGGAAGACGAAGGUGGUUUUGACGAGGAUUUGGAUGACGGGGCGGGUGGAGCCGAUGGAAACCACGGCAAAAGGAAAAGGCUGUUCUCUAAAGAACUUCGGUGUAUGAUGUAUGGAUUUGGAGAUGACCAGAAUCCCUACACCGAGUCGGUGGACAUCCUGGAGGACCUUGUGAUCGAGUUCGUCACGGAGAUGACACACAAAGCCAUGUCCAUCGGACGCCAGGGCCGUGUCCAGGUGGAGGACAUUGUUUUCCUUAUCCGGAAAGAUCCAAGGAAGUUUGCCCGAGUGAAAGACCUCUUGACGAUGAACGAGGAGCUGAAGAGAGCCCGCAAGGCCUUUGAUGAAGCGAACUAUGGCUCUUAGAGCCUUUGAUAGAGGGAUUUGGCCUUCACUGCAAAUAUACGCCUUCUUUCCCUUUUUUAAACUUCUCUUUCACAUUGUCCAAGCUGUUUAUUCUGCUUUGAUCAUUGGACAUGUUUUUUUUUAAGGAUUUAAAGUUGUUGCAGAUGUGAACAUAGAGAUAGUGUUCAUUGACCACCAACUUGUGACUACAGAUAUGUUUGUGCUCAUGUGAAAUGCUUAUGCCUUCUACAGACAUCUUUCUAUUUUUAUUUAACUAGAUAAGUCAGUUAAUAACAAAUUCGUAUUUACAAUGACGGACUAGGGGCAGAACGACAGAAUUUUACCUUGUCAGCUUGGAUUCGAUCAAAAUCAAAUCAAAUUUAUUUAUAUAGCCCUUCGUACAUCAGCUGAUAUCUCAAAGUGCUGUACAGAAACCCAGCCUAAAACCCCAAACAGCAAACAAUGCAGGUGUAAAAGCACGGUGGCUAGGAAAAACUCCCUAGAAAGGCCAAAACCUAGGAAGAAACCUAGAGAGGAACCAGGCUAUGUGGGGUGGCCAGUCCUCUUCUGGCUGUGCCGGGUAGAGAUUAUAACAGAACAUGACCAAGAUGUUCAAAUGUUCAUAAAUGACCAGCAUGGUCGAAUAAUAAUAAGGCAGAACAGUUGAAACUGGAGCAGCAGCACAGUCAGGUGGACUGGGGACAGCAAGGAGUCAUCAUGUCAGGUAGUCCUGGGGCACGGUCCUAGGGCUCAGGUCCUCCGAGAGAGAGAGAAAGAAAGAGAGAAUUAGAGAGAGCAUAUGUGGGGUGGCCAGUCCUCUUCUGGCUGUGCCGGGUGGAGAUUAUAACAGAACGUGGCCAAGAUGUUCAAAUGUUCAUAAAUGACCAGCAUGGUUGAAUAAUAGUAAGGCAGAACAGUUGAAACUGGAGCAGCAGCAUGGCCAGGUGGACUGGGGACAGCAAGGAGUCAUCAUGUCAGGUAGUCCUGGGACAUGGUCCUAGGGCCCAGGCCAGUUGAAACUGGAGCAGCAGCAUGGCCAGGUGGACUGGGGACAGCAAGGAGUCAUCAUGUCAGGUAGUCCUGGGGCAUGGUCCUAGGGCUCAGGUCCUCCGAGAGAGAGAAAGAAAGAGAGAAGGAGAGAAUUAGAGAACGCACACUUAGAUUCACACAGGACACCGAAUAGGACAGGAGAAGUACUCCAGAUAUAACAAACUGACCCUAGCCCCCCGACACAUAAACUAAUGCAGCAUAAAUACUGGAGGCUGAGACAAGCAACCUUUAGGUUACUGGCCCAAUGCUCUAUCCACAAGACUACCUGCCGCCCCAUUAACAUACACACAUCUAAUACUAGAAAGUAGUUGUAUUUGUCGUAUACUGUGCUAUAUCCACAGAAGGACAUCACAUUGCAGUAUCAAUCAUUAGGUCCUGUUAGGAAAUGACUCUUAGGUGAGAAUUGUUGUCCUGUUUAUCAGUAAGGAUAGUGACACAAUGGUGGAAUGGACAUUUAUGAAUAAAGUAACUCCCAAUCCUUGACACUUUCAUCCAUCCUUUACUGUGAGAUUUCAGGACAUGGGCCCAGAGGGGAGUUCAAAUUAGACUUUCUAUAUUAAUCCAUGGAUGGGUUCUCUUUCCUGAAAUGUUUCACUUUCGCUACACUUGCAAUAACAUCUACUAAACAAAUAUAUGUGACCAAUACAAUUUGAUUUGAUUUCUACACCUUGAGACAAUGGAUAUAGCUUCAAAACUUGAAUAAAAUGUUUUGUUUAAUUUGUGCAAAUGAACGCACAACUUCUGUAGAUGGACCUUAUUGUGCAUGGAAUAAAACCCUCUGAAUUUUA
Oncorhynchus nerka (sockeye salmon) is the source of this 2451-nucleotide messenger RNA. RefSeq names its product TATA-box binding protein associated factor 13 (gene taf13). The transcript has a single exon. Gene Ontology annotation, biological process: transcription by RNA polymerase II. Bases 260 to 634 code for a protein of 124 amino acids. Gene Ontology annotation, cellular component: transcription factor TFIID complex. Gene Ontology annotation, molecular function: protein heterodimerization activity. NCBI's taxonomy places the organism in Eukaryota, Metazoa, Chordata, Actinopteri, Salmoniformes, Salmonidae. The record is from RefSeq and is a predicted model, not a curated record.